Molecule: messenger RNA, 1131 nt
Organism: Stylonychia lemnae
Lineage: Eukaryota; Ciliophora; Spirotrichea; Sporadotrichida; Oxytrichidae
Source: the annotation of a GenBank genome assembly
AUGUUGAGAAAUCUUUUAUGUCUUUCAGUGGGGGUUGUUAUUGCAGUGUAUCUCUCAAUCUACACAAUACAGACAGUAACUGAUAGAAUAAACAUAAAGAAGGUUGAUUUCAUUAAUACAGAUUUUUCUAAAGAUGAACUGAAUUUCUUUAUUUCCAAAGAUGUAAAAUUUAGAUUUGAUGUUUCUUUUUAAAGUCCACCUGAUAAUAACUCAAUUUAUAGAAUUCAAUAUGAAGCAAAUAAUGCUUAUUUUACAGGGAGAGAUUUUGAUAAAUUUCGCUAUAAAUCACCUUAACUUGAUUUUUCAUACAGAUAUAAAGUUUUAAUAAGGCCCAUCUGGGAGAAAAAUUAAGAAAAUUUAUUUGCGAUUGGAGAAGACUACGUAAAUUAUGUCUGGUUUUAUACAGAACCUCCUUAAGACAGAUACCCAGUACAAAACAUACCAGAUGGUGAAAGUUCAUCAAAGUACGUGACUAUAGAAUUUGGCUUUUCUGAGAGAUAUUAGCCAGAGAAAAUUUAUACUAUUAUACCAGAUACAUAUUAUUUAGGACUGUCUAAAAUCGGAGGAUACUUAACUAUAUUAGGUUUGUUCAGAAUUUUAUUGCUUUACAUUAAUUAGAAACUAUACAUGAAGGCACUAUAUGAAGAAUUUAUCAAGAUAUUAAAUAAAGAAUUCAGGCAGCAGAACUAAGUUUAACUUGAUGUAACAAGGCAUGAAUUUUAAGAGUUAUUUAAGAGGAGUGUGACUAUGGAGGGUUUUAUGGAGUUGAUACUUUAAAAGUAUGCUGAUUAGUACACUGAUAAUAUAGAAUUAAGAGACUAGAGUCACAAUAUCUCCUAGGAUCGGGAAUUGCCUAGGAAUAACAAUAGCAUACUUUUGAACACAAAUUUAAUAGGAAAUAAAAGAGCACUUAAUUAAGGAUAGAUAAGAACUAAUGCAAGUCAUGCAGAUGAAGAGAGCAAGUCUAAUCAGAUAGAAAUAGAGGAGGUUGAUGUAGUGUCCAAUCUUCUGAACUUCUAGUAAUUGCAUAGAGAUAAUCAUAUUCAAACAUUAGAUAACAGAGAAAGUACCUAUUAAGGUGAAAUAAGGAGACUUAAUAAUGAUGAAACUUAUACAUUUUUCCGUGAUUGA